AAUAUUAUUGCUAUAUAUAUAUAUAUAUAUAUAUAUGGCCUUGUUGCCAAGGUACCACUUAUCAUAUAUAUCAGCCUUUCAUAACCAGGGUGCCCAGGCACCUUGGGGGGUGCCUUGGCAAAAUGUCUACAAAUUGCCCAAAACUAGUAUACAAGCCAGCGGGUUGAACAAGCCUGCCUUUUAGCUACACAAAGCCACAGGUUUUCAUUGUGCACCAUUACGACCUUCUAGCUGCCGGAGUCCUGACAACCAAUGACAUCAUCAGUUG
Molecule: messenger RNA, 268 nt
Organism: Staurois parvus
Lineage: Eukaryota; Metazoa; Chordata; Amphibia; Anura; Ranidae
Source: the annotation of a GenBank genome assembly